This is a messenger RNA of Aspergillus puulaauensis, 657 nucleotides long. RefSeq names its product putative quinol monooxygenase. NCBI's taxonomy places the organism in Eukaryota, Fungi, Ascomycota, Eurotiomycetes, Eurotiales, Aspergillaceae. The record is from RefSeq and is a predicted model, not a curated record. Bases 1 to 657 code for a protein of 218 amino acids. The transcript has 3 exons.
AUGUUCAUAAUUUUCGGCAAUGUCCAGUUCAUACCUGGUAGAUACGGCGAGUGGCAAACUGCCUACGACAAACUGGCCGAGUAUGUUGCCGUUAGAGAGCGAACCUCGACAUUAACCUACUACUUUGGGAUCCCAUUCGAAUUCAAGACGAAUUUUGAAGGUAUACCACACAUGCUGGCAUUCGAGGCCUAUAACACGCGCGAGGAUCUGUACGACACUCAUUUGAACUCUACCGCGAUGCAAGAAUUCCUUGCUGCCGUUCCCAGCACCAUGUCAACCGGGCUAGACCUCACGCACUACACCGAGACAGCGGGGUUCCUAGAUAAGCCGGGAAACUGCCAGGGGUGUGAGAUUAUCUACGACACCCGGAUUGAAUGCCAUGCACAGCAGGAUCGAAGUACUAUUUUAGAUAAGCUCGCCGUUAUCGCGGAGCACAUCGAGGAACACGAAGACGGCACAAGUACGUUCCUUGUGCUCAAGAGCCUGGAUAGUGAGACCCAGAUGAGGAUUUUUGAGCGGUAUGCUAGUUGGGACGCAAUGCUUGCACAUCAGAAGGGGGACAAACUGGUGGAUUUGUGGCUGGGUUCAAAGGCAGGAAUCAAGAGUAUGGAGGGAAGAGCGUAUGUCCCGAAUGGUAAAGGCUGGCUGCACCAUUAG